GGCGCCCCAGCGCCCGGCUCCCGCGAAGCAUGCCCGCCCGCGCCCCGCCGCGCCGCCCGCGGCCGCCGCCGCCUCUGCCGCUUUCGCUGCUGCUGCUGCUGGGCCUGGGCGCCCGCCGCCUGCGCGCCGAGCCCGGCGACGGGGCGCAGACCUGGGCCCGCUUCGCGCAGCCUCCGGCCCCCGAGGCCGCCGGCCUCCUCCACGACACCUUCCCCGACGGCUUCCUCUGGGCCGUGGGCAGCGCCGCCUACCAGACGGAGGGCGGCUGGCGGCAGCACGGCAAGGGCGCGUCCAUCUGGGACACGUUCACCCACCACCCCCCGGCGCCCCCCGGCGCCCCCCCGGUAGCCCGCCCGCCGUCGGGCGCCCCGUCGCCGUCCCCGCCCGCUACCGGGGACGUGGCCAGCGACGGCUACAACAACGUCUUCCGCGACACGGAGGGGCUGCGCGAGCUCGGGGUCACCCACUACCGCUUCUCCAUCUCGUGGGCGCGGGUGCUCCCCAAUGGCAGCGCGGGCGCCCCCAACCGCGAGGGGCUGCGCUACUACCGGCGCCUGCUGGAGCGGCUGCGGGAGCUGGGCGUGCAGCCCGUGGUCACCCUGUACCACUGGGACCUGCCCCAGCGCCUGCAGGACGCCUACGGCGGCUGGGCCAACCGCGCCCUGGCCGACCACUUCAGGGAUUACGCCGAGCUCUGCUUCCGCCACUUCGGCGGCCAGGUCAAGUACUGGAUCACCAUCGACAACCCCUACGUGGUGGCCUGGCACGGCUAUGCCACCGGGCGCCUGGCCCCCGGCGUCCGGGGCAGCGCGCGGCUCGGGUACCUGGUGGCGCACAACCUCCUCCUGGCUCAUGCCAAAAUCUGGCAUCUCUACAAUACUUCUUUCCGUCCAACUCAGGGAGGCCAGGUCUCCAUCGCCCUAAGCUCCCACUGGAUCAAUCCUCGAAGAAUGACCGACCACAGCAUCAAAGAAUGUCAAAAGUCUCUUGACUUUGUACUAGGCUGGUUUGCCAAACCCAUAUUUAUUGAUGGUGACUAUCCUGAGAGCAUGAAGAAUAAUCUUUCACGUCUUCUGCCUGAUUUUACUGAAGCUGAGAAAAAGUUCAUUAAGGGAACAGCUGACUUUUUUGCUCUUUCUUUCGGACCAACCUUGAGUUUUCAACUAUUGGACCCCCACAUGAAGUUCCGCCAGUUAGAAUCUCCCAGCCUGAGGCAACUCCUUUCUUGGAUUGACCUUGAAUAUAACCACCCUCAAAUAUUUAUUGUGGAAAAUGGCUGGUUUGUCUCAGGGACCACCAAGAGAGACGACGCCAAAUAUAUGUAUUACCUCAAAAAAUUCGUAAUGGAAACCUUAAAAGCCAUUAGGCUGGAUGGGGUGGACGUCAUUGGGUACACGGCCUGGUCCCUUAUGGAUGGCUUCGAAUGGCACAGAGGUUACAGCAUCAGGCGUGGACUCUUCUAUGUUGACUUUCUAAGCCAGGAUAAGAAACUGUUGCCGAAAUCUUCAGCCUUGUUCUACCAAAAGCUGAUAGAGAAAAAUGGCUUCCCUCCUUUACCUGAAAAUCAACCUCUAGAAGGGACAUUUCCCUGUGACUUUGCUUGGGGAAUUGUUGACAACUACAUUCAAGUGGACACCACUCUGUCUCAGUUUACCGACCCGAACGUUUACCUGUGGGACGUCCACUACAGUAAGAGGCUAAUUAAGGUGGACGGGGUUGUGACCAAGAAGCGGAAGUCCUACUGCGUGGACUUCGCUGCCAUCCGGCCCCAGAUAGCCUUACUCCAGGAGAUGCACGUUUCCCAUUUUCACUUCUCCCUGGAUUGGGCCCUGAUCCUGCCGCUGGGCAACCAGUCCCAGGUGAACCACACAGUCCUCGACUACUACCGCUGCGUGGUCAGCGAGCUCGUGCGCGCCAACAUCACCCCGGUGGUGGCGCUCUGGCGACCCGCGGCCCCGCACCACGGGCUGCCGCGGCCCCUGGCCAAGCACGGAGCCUGGGAGAACCCCCACACCGCCUCGGCUUUUGCAGAGUACGCCCGGCUGUGCUUCAAGGAUCUCGGCCACCACGUCAAGUUCUGGAUCACGAUGGGCGAGCCGUACACACGGAACAUGACCUACAGCGCGGGGCACAAUCUUCUGAAGGCUCAUGCGUUGGCCUGGCGCGUGUACGAUGAAAACUUUCGGGGCUCUCAGAAGGGGAAAAUAUCCAUAGCCCUGCAGGCCGACUGGAUAGAGCCGGCCUGCCCUUUUUCCCAAAAGGACAAAGAAGUGGCAGAGAGAGUUUUGGAAUUUGACAUUGGCUGGCUGGCCGAGCCCAUUUUCGGCUCUGGGGAUUAUCCGCGUGUGAUGAGGGACUGGCUCACGCAGAGAAACAAUUUCCUUCUACCUUAUUUCACUGAAGAUGAAAAAAAGCUAAUCCGGGGUUCUUUCGACUUUCUGGCCGUAAGCCAUUACACCACCAUCCUCGUCGACUGGGAAAAAGAAGAUCCAAUGAAAUACAACGAUUACCUGGAGGUGCAGGAAAUGACCGACAUCACGUGGCUCAACUCCCCCAGUCAGGUGGCAGUAGUGCCCUGGGGCUUACGCAAAAUUCUCAACUGGCUGAAGUUGAAGUACGGAGACCUCCCCAUGUAUAUAAUAUCCAACGGCAUAGACGAUGAUCCGCAGGCAGCGCAAGACAAGCUGAGGGUGUAUUACAUGCAAAAUUAUGUAAAUGAAGCUCUGAAAGCCUACAUAUUGGAUGGUGUCAAUCUUUGUGGAUACUUUGCUUAUUCAUUCAAUGAUCGCACAGCUCCCAAGUUUGGCUUCUAUCAUUAUGCUGCAAAUCAGUUUGAGCCCAAACCGUCCAUGAAACAUUAUCGGAAAAUGAUUGACAGCAAUGGUUUCUCGGAUCCUGAAACUCUGGGGAGAUUUUGUCCAGAAGAAUUCACCCUGUGCACCGAAUGCGGCUUUUUUCAUACCCGCAAAUCUUUACUGGCUUUCAUAGUUUUCCUACUUUUUGCUUUUAUUAUUUCUCUUUCUCUGAUUUUUUACUACUCUAAGAAAGGCAAAAGAAGUUACAAGUAGUCCUGACCUUUUUCCUAUUCAUUUACUUUGAAAUGAUUAUGCACACACAUCAGCUGUUCACCAUUUGCACUUCUCAGUGUGGUAAGACUGGAUUUCACUUAUCUGACUUCUAGAAAAAAAAUGUGUGGCGUAUGACAGAGGUUUGGAAGUGAGCAUAGGUGAUUGUAAAAUACUGAAUAAUGUGAAUAGUGCCUGGAUUUGUUCUUUCUUGGAGGAUGAUCAAAGACGGUUAGGGGCCAUCAUCUCUGCAACACAUUCUGUAACAAACGUAUGGGAAGUGGGACCCAUUCUGGAACAUUUUUGUAGAAAUUGAAUAGCAAGAUCAGUGCCCGUUCCUAAAUUAUCUUGAAGUAAAACAAAUGUGGAAAUAAAAAGUUAAGUCCCAAAUAACCAUCUCUAAACUUCCAUGAUAUGCCUAAUGGUCUCUGUUGGACCCAGUUUCCCUUGAAAAAGAAAUGGUAGAAUAUUAGAGACAUGACAGAGGGCCCUACGCUAGAACGUUCC
Acinonyx jubatus (cheetah) is the source of this 3572-nucleotide messenger RNA. It is a transcript of the gene KL, whose product is annotated as klotho. Lineage: Eukaryota; Metazoa; Chordata; Mammalia; Carnivora; Felidae. The coding region runs from base 30 to 3068 and encodes 1012 amino acids. The transcript has 5 exons. Gene Ontology annotation, biological process: carbohydrate metabolic process. Gene Ontology annotation, molecular function: hydrolase activity, hydrolyzing O-glycosyl compounds. The record is from RefSeq and is a predicted model, not a curated record.